Molecule: messenger RNA, 1845 nt
Organism: Triplophysa rosa
Lineage: Eukaryota; Metazoa; Chordata; Actinopteri; Cypriniformes; Nemacheilidae
Gene: c9
Product: complement component 9
Exons: 11
Coding region: 16-1839 (607 amino acids)
Biological process (GO): immune response
Cellular component (GO): membrane attack complex
Molecular function (GO): protein binding
Source: RefSeq, a predicted model, not a curated record
UUACAGCGUUUCACCAUGAGGACUGUUACUGCUCUGUUUGUACUGAUAUGCAUUCUUUAUCAGGCUGAUGGAAUGAGUGUAAAGGACAACAUGCAAAGGUCUUCACGGAAGACACGGGAUGCUAAUGCCCCAGCAUCAAUCGACUGCAAAAUGAGUGCUUGGUCCCAGUGGACUCCUUGUGACCCAUGCACUAAUACUACAUAUCGCUCAAGGGGUAUUGAGGUCUUUGGGCAGUUUCAAGGAAGUAGAUGCAUAGAACCUAUUGGAGAUCGCAAACCCUGCAUUCCUUCUACUAAAUGUGACGAGGACGCUCCACCUGUCUGCAAAAGUUCUCAAUGGCAGUGUGAAUCACAGAAGUGUAUAAACAAGAAUCUAAAGUGUAACGGAGAUGACGACUGCGACGAUGGGUCUGAUGAGGUUGACUGCGAUGACGUUAAACUACCUUGUGGCAAGUCAACUGUAGUCGAAUCCGACAUAGCCUUGCAUGCUGGAUACGGAAUAAAUAUUCUGGGAUCUGGACCUCGAAUGAAUCCCUUCAAUAACAAAGUUUACAAUGGUCAAUGUAAUCGGGUCAGGGAACCAACCACACUGGAUAUGAUCAGAACACCAUGGAACGUCGGAGUUCUCAACUAUGAGACGAAAGUGGAAGAGACAACUUCUAAGGAGAUGUAUGAAGACGUUCACUCUUUAAUAAAAGAGAUAACUACGGAUUCCAGCACAACUGUUGAUGUGGGGCUGAGCUUUAAAUUUUCACCCACUGAGUCCUCCAGUAAAUCUGGUGAGGCAACUGGUGAGGGUGGCAGCGCUGGUGCUGCCAGCUCUGGCCUUAACCUUGAGGGCUCAGCAGGGAUUAAUUUUAACUUUGAAAGACAAAAUAUGAUCAAACAGAUCUCCGAAUACACAGACACCAAGAGAAAGGUCUUCAUGAGAGUGAAAGGCAAAGUACAGCUGGCUACCUACAGGAUGAAGCAGCGGGGACUGGAGGUUGAUCAAUUGUUCCUGAAUAAUGUGGAUGCACUUCCACUCGGAUAUGAGAAGGGUGCAUAUUUCGCUUUCUUGGAGGAUUAUGGCACACACUACACCAAAAAUGGAAGGUCCGGUGGAGAAUAUGAACUUGUUUACAUAAUGAAUUACGAUGAGAUCAAACACAAAGAGAGUGUGGAAACCCAGCUGAAGAAAUGCUUUGAGGUUGACAUUAGUGCAACGUUGGGCAAAUCCAACAUGGGAGGAGAAGCGAAAGUUAAACCAAAAAUCUGUAAUGAGCUAAAACCCAAGGACACAGAUGACAAAUCUAAAAAGGGGAUUGUUGAAAAGGUGCUGAUCACAGUGAAAGGGGGCAGUGCAGAAGCAGCGAUAGCCAUGAAGACACAGCUCACUCAAGAGAACCAGCUGGACGUUACUCACUAUGUAAAAUGGGCACAGACCGUCUCUCUACUUCCUGCUCUCAUUUACAGCGAUCCUGAACCCAUCUACAACUCCAUUCCUUUGGAUUUUGCCGAUGGUCAGUCGAGGCGAGACAAUCUCAGAAAGGCCCUGGAUGACUAUGUGGCUGAGUACAGUGUGUGUAAGUGUCAGCCAUGCCAGAACGGCGGCACUGUUAUCCAGAUCGAUGGGGAGUGUAAAUGCUUGUGCCCACUAGGGACUGAGGGAGUCGCAUGUCAGACGAUUGACAGAGACCUAGCGAAAGGUAAAGAAUUUCAACAGCGGGGGAACUGGGGCUGCUGGUCCGCAUGGACCGGAUGCUCUGAGGGGCGCCGCAGGCGGACACGUACCUGUAAUACACAAGGUGUCACAAAUGCAAUUUGCAAAGGAGAUACAGCCAGUGAAGACUACUGCUAAAAAUCU